AUGUCACCUUGACAUAUGACAUGUAUUGUAUGCGAUGGGAACGUGACGGAAUUGAUAGCAAUAAUUAUGUCGUUCUUAAUUUAUUUUACUGUUAACUAUGUAAAUUGAAUUAUCGCUAGUAUCCAUUAGACGUUAUGCACGUGUGUAUCGUGCAGCGCGGGCUGUAGCGAUGGACGACGGGGGUAUGAACCACUACGAGCAACAGCUGUACACAGUGUUCAAAACGUUCGACGUAGAUAACGCGGAGGCGCUGGACCGCGCGGCCGUGCUGCAGCUGUGUGACGCGUUGCAGCUCGAGGGCCGCGGCGCCGCGCUGGUGGAGUCGCUGUUCGAGCGCCGCGCCGAGCGCGUCACCUUCGCCACCUUCCGCAACGGGCUGCUCGGCGUGCUCGGCGCCGAGCCCGCGCCCGAGCCCAGCGACGACGACUCCUCCGGCCGCGAGGUCGCGCCCAGGUUCGUGUUCGGCUCCAAGAAAUACGGGCGCCGCUCGCGGCCAGCCCGCGCCGACGAGGCCGCCGCCGUGCCGCGCGCCGCCUCCGCCUCGCGCCUCGACGCCGACGCCGGCGCACGGCCUCGCAUGCGCUACAAGCGCAGCGCCUCCGCCAUGGAGGCCCGCACUCCUCCGCCGGACCUCCUCGACCACGAGCGGCGCAUAGACCGCGCGCAGGCCGCCGCGCUGUGCCGCGACCUUCACAUGGACGCGAUCGAUCCGCGUCUCGUAGACCGCAUCUUCGACGCCGCGCCCGCGGAAGAGACGACCGUCGGCGAAUUCUUUGACCGGCUUAACGCGGCUCUGACGCCGCUAGCUGCAGGCGAGGGUACUGCACCACCUGCUAUACCGCCACCAGACCCACCUGACGGAGAAGACGACGCGGAGGGCGCGUUGACAGGCGAGGCGGUCGCCGAGGCCUGGGAGCGCGCUGGCGUGCGCCGUCCACGCCGUCUGUUGGCCGAGCUCGGCUUCACCGCCACUACCUUGAGUCCUGCCGAGUUAGAACGCGCGUUGGAUGACGAACUACGGGCGCUCCCGGCGCGUGAGGACCGCGAUGCGCGGCCGCUGCUACAGCAAGCGGCGCUGGCCCUCAGCCGCCUCCGACGCACUAGCGCUCGCGCGCGCGCCGCCGCCGCCGUCGCGGAGCGCGACAAACUCCGCGCCGACCUCGCCGAGGCCAACCGACGCGCGCAGCUCCUUGCCCAAGACGUAGACGAGAAUCACGCUCGGUUAGAAGCCGAACGGCAGACGGCGCUUCGCCUGAUAGAAGCGCGGCACGCGGAGACCACGCGCGCCGUCAGCAACGAGGCAGCCGCGGAGCGCGAGCGAGCCGCGACGAUACGCGCCGAACUGGAAGCCGAAGUGGCACGACGUGGAGAUUUGGAGGCGAAGCUGCGUGCCGAGCUAACGACGCUGCGGCUGCGAUCAGAACAGCUGGAGCGACGUGUGAGCGCAGCGGAAGAACGGGCUACGGCAGCAGAACGCGAGCAAGCGCGAACUGAAGAGGAAGCACGCGAAGCAGCAGCGCAGGCCGGGCGCGAGGUGGAAGAGCGUCGCGUAGCCAGCGAGGCGCUGGAGCGACAAGUGCUGGAGCUGCGCGAGGAGUGCUCGCUGCUGCGGGACCGCGCGGACGAGCUGCAGGCCGGGCUCGAGGCGCGCCGCGGCGCCGCGCCGCCGCCCGCCGCCGCCACCUCGUGGCGCGACGAGGCCGAGCUCGCCGCCGACGCCGCUGCCGCGCUCGACAGGAUCGAAGACUGCGAUUCGUCGCCGCCCAGCAUCGAGCGCCUAGUCUUCCAAACAGACGCCGCCCGCCGCCUCCGAUCAAUCGCCGACUCGUUAUCACCCGAGUGCGCGCGCUGCGAGGCCGCAGCGGCGGCGUUGCGGGAGUUGAGCGACUCGCCGCCGGCGCGGGGGUUAUGUGAAGCGACGGCGGCGCGGGGGUCAAGUGAAGCGUCAGCGGCGCCACGGUUAAGUGAAGCGUCAGCGGCGCCACGGUUAAGUGAAGCGUCAGCGGCGCCACGGUUAAGUGAAGCGGCGACGGCGCGGGGGUUAAGUGAUUCAGUUGAAGCCGCUGUGCAGACAGAGGAAAGUGAUGACGGGAAACGCAUUGAACAGCUCCAGAAGAAACACGAGGCGGAGAAAAGUGACUUGAAUAAUUUGAUCGCCGAGCUAGAAGCCAGCAUGGAGGCUCUCCGCGAGGAGUACGAGCGCUGCGAGGAGUACUGGGCCGGCAAGCUGGCGGACGAGCGCUCGGCGGCGGCGGCCGAGGCGGCGGCGGGCGACGCGCGCCUGGGCGAGCUGCUGGCGCGCGUGGCGGAGUACGAGGCGCAGUUCCGGCCGCGGCUGCCGGCGCUGCUCGAGAGCGCGCUGGAGCCGCAGUACGAGCAGCUGGCGCGGGAGUUCGAGACGUUUAAAAUAGAGGCGGCGCGGGCGCUGGCGGCGGCGCGCGCCGACGCCGACGAAACGCGCGAGGAGCUAGAAAAGGCGAGGACGGCGCCUCCGCCCCCUUGUAGCUGUCGACAGGUAACUCUUAUGGCUGUGAGAGCUCCGCUCGCGGCGCGGCCCGCCUCCGACGGCGACCGGCGUUUAGCGGAUCCGCGUCCGCCGGCGUCAGGUGACAUGGCGCGGCGCAGCGUGUCGGCGGGUGCGCUGGCGCACGUCACGCCUCACGGCGGCGGGGUUCAUGCCGGCGGCGGCGGGGUUCAUGCCGGCGGCGGGGUUCACGCCGGCGGCGGGGACGCGAGCGACGCGCCGGCCGCGCACGACUCCGGGACCGCACGGGGGCCGCAGCCCCACCCGCCGGGGUCGUGCUCGUGCUCUUGCGCGGCGCUGGCGGCGGCGUGGCGGCGCGCGGCGGGCUCGGGCGCGGGGCUGCGCGCGCGCGCCGCGCACGCCGAGCGCGCCGCCGCGCGCCUGCUGGCGCGCCUGCACGCCGCCGACGCGCUCGUCGCCGACCUGUACCGCGAGAACUGCCAGCUGCAGCACCACCGCCGCCCCGAGCCGCGCCUCCUGUGA
Cydia amplana is the source of this 3007-nucleotide messenger RNA. RefSeq names its product blastoderm-specific protein 25D (gene Bsg25D). The record is from RefSeq and is a predicted model, not a curated record. Gene Ontology annotation, biological process: microtubule anchoring at centrosome. The transcript is spliced from 7 exons. Gene Ontology annotation, cellular component: centrosome. Bases 170 to 3007 code for a protein of 945 amino acids. NCBI's taxonomy places the organism in Eukaryota, Metazoa, Arthropoda, Insecta, Lepidoptera, Tortricidae.